CUAUCGCCUUUGCAAUUGCCUUGCUGGCCCCGACCCCCCCCUCUCUCUCUCUGUCCUUGGGUUGCCUUGUUCGUCUUCUCUCUUGCUUGCUAGUCCUCUCUCUCUCUCUCUCUCUCUUCCUCUUUGCUGUGGAGCGGAGAAGAUAGAGAGAUUCCCUGAUCUGCUCGUCGAUCGAGCCUGCCUGCAAAUUUUGGCAGCGCGAGAAGAGAAACGGGAAAAAGGAGAGCCGAAAAGCACAUCUUAUUUUAGUCUCCCCGCCUCAGCUUCGCGGUUGCUUCUUCUGGAUCCCGUAGAGGAGCCCACCUGUUCCACCAAAACCCAAUCCUCCGCUUGCUCGAGAUCGAUUGGUUCCCAGAUCCAAGCCCGAGCCCCCCUCGCCUAGAGAUCGCAGGAAAUCUGGGCGCGCGGCUCUGUGGGAAGCUAGCCAUCCAAGAAAAAGAUUUGGCGAGCCGAAGGAAAAAGGGGGGAGGAUAUCGGGAGAGGAGGCGAAUAGACAUGGCUUUCGUGAGGCAGCGGGCGGUGGGGAGGUGGCGGAGAUGAGGGAUGCUAUCGUCUGCGAUGGAUUACCUGAGAUCUUGCUGGGGUCCCACGUCGUCGCCGGACGGGCGCCCCCGCAAGGGAGUGGAUGUUGCAGGCCGGCAGGACGGGCUCCUGUGGUACAAGGACGCCGGGCAGCUCGUCGCCGGCGAGUUCUCGAUGGCCGUGGUCCAGGCCAAUAACCUGCUGGAGGACCACAGUCAGGUGGAAUCCGGGUCGCUGAGCACCACCGAUCCCGACCUGCAGGGCUCCUUCGUCGGCGUCUAUGAUGGCCAUGGUGGACCGGAGACGGCACGCUACAUCAAUGACCACAUGUUCAACCAUCUGAAGGGAUAUGCAUCUGAGCAAAAGUGCAUGUCAGUGGAUGUGAUUCGGAAGGCUUUCCGAGCGACUGAGGAGGGAUUUCUCUCUCUAGUCAGUAAUCAAUGGUCGAUGAGGCCUCAAUUAGCGGCGGUAGGCUCUUGCUGUCUAGUUGGUGUCAUUUGUGCUGGAACUCUCUAUGUUGCAAAUGUUGGGGACUCCCGUGCCAUUCUGGGGAGACUUGUCAAGGGAACUGGAGAGGUUGUGGCAAUGCAGCUCUCAGCAGAACAUAAUGCAUCCUUCGAGGAGGUUAGGCGAGAGAUGCAGGCAAUGCAUCCUGAUGAUCCCCAUAUUGUGGUCCUAAAGCACAAUGUUUGGCGUGUGAAGGGUAUUAUUCAGAUAACAAGGUCCAUUGGAGAUGUGUAUCUGAAGAGACCAGAAUUCAACAGAGAACCUUUGCAUAGCAAGUUUCGGCUUCCAGAAACUUUCCGGAGACCCCUUCUUAGUUCUGAGCCAGCAAUCACUGUACACCAAAUACAGUUAACUGAUCAGUUCAUCAUUUUUGCAUCUGAUGGACUCUGGGAGCAUCUUAGUAAUCAGAAAGCAGUUGAGCUAGUCCACAGUAGUCCCCGUAAUGGGAUUGCUCGAAAGCUGGUGAAGGCUGCAAUGCAGGAAGCAGCAAAGAAGAGGGAGAUGCGUUAUUCAGAUCUCAAGAAAAUCGACCGUGGAGUGAGGCGCCACUUUCAUGAUGAUAUAACGGUCGUGGUGGUAUUUUUUGAUUCGAAUGCCAUAGCCAUGGACGCCUGGAGCCGUCCCACAGUUUCUCUGCGAGGUGGCGGCGUUGCGCUCCCUGCAAAUUCCCUUGCUCCAUUCUCAGGUUCCUAGCCCUUUCACUGGAGUCAAGAAGACACGAAGACCAGAAAAGAAAUGGAAAAGAAGAAGAGCAGCAGCCACGGUCAAGUGUAGCUUGUUUCCUGUGCGUCCUCGCAAGAAGAAGAAAAAACUUUUAGAUUCAACCUGGUUACUAGUGUACUGAUAGCGGCAAGGUAUAAGAUUAGAUUAUUCUUAGUGUACAUUCUCCGGAUCGUCUUGUGAUAAUAGUUCAUCUCAUCACCAUUUCAUUUUGUUUAGCCCCUCACAAAGUGCUGCCAUCUCAAGGCUGGCUAAUGUUGGACAUGUGGCAGGUUGCUUUCUUGAUGCUUAAUCUGCUGAGCUCUCAUCAACACGAUCUACAACGUUAUUCUAUUGA
This is a messenger RNA of Hordeum vulgare subsp. vulgare (domesticated barley), 2086 nucleotides long. RefSeq names its product probable protein phosphatase 2C 72. Gene Ontology annotation, molecular function: cation binding; protein serine/threonine phosphatase activity. The coding region runs from base 544 to 1722 and encodes 392 amino acids. Gene Ontology annotation, biological process: protein dephosphorylation. Lineage: Eukaryota; Viridiplantae; Streptophyta; Magnoliopsida; Poales; Poaceae. The transcript has 5 exons. The record is from RefSeq and is a predicted model, not a curated record.